Clunio marinus is the source of this 1776-nucleotide messenger RNA. Lineage: Eukaryota; Metazoa; Arthropoda; Insecta; Diptera; Chironomidae. The record is from the annotation of a GenBank genome assembly.
AAUAUUCUAGAGUAACGUUUCUUCAGCACCACCGUCCCCGCCUCCAGCUCCAAUGGCUGUUACAUCAACAACAGUGCCACCUGGUGCUCGAAGUGCAUCACCAUGUUCGGCAACAUCAAAUGGACCACCAAAUUCGAGAUGUUGUGAUACGGGCCGACCGCUCUUUACAGAUCCUAUCUCGGGACAAACUGUGUGUUCUUGUCAGUAUGAUCAAUCCAUAAUUAAUUACCAAAGACUUGCAAGCGGUAUGGCUGUAGGUGGAGCCCCCGGGAUGCCGUUAUCUAUGUAUAGUGCACCAUACUCUGCUGAAACUAUGGCUGCAUAUUUUCCCGCUUUAGGUGGCGGAGAUCAACCGCCAUUCUAUCCGAAUCCAGCUGCUGCCGGUUUAGAUCUUAAGGACAACUUAGCUGGAGGUCCUUGGCCUUAUCCUCCAGUGUAUCCAGGGUAUGAUGCUGCAUUAGCAGGCUAUCAUUUUAAUGGUUAUCCAAUGGAUUUAAAUGGAGCUCGUCGAAAAAAUGCAACUCGCGAAACGACGAGCACUCUCAAAGCGUGGCUCAAUGAGCAUAAAAAGAAUCCAUAUCCGACAAAGGGCGAAAAAAUAAUGCUGGCAAUCAUCACCAAAAUGACAUUAACUCAAGUGUCGACGUGGUUUGCAAAUGCUCGCAGACGGCUGAAGAAGGAGAAUAAGAUGACUUGGGAGCCGAGAAAUCGUGUCGAAGACGAUGAUGUGAAUUUGGAUGACGACGAUCAUAAAAGUAAUGACGAUAAGGACAUGCUUGAUUCUGGAACUGGAUCAAGUGAAGAUGGAGAUCGGCCUUCACGAAUGGAUCUGAUGGAUCGUCCACCUGGUAAUCAUAACGAAUGGAAUGAAUCAAGAAAUGGAAGUGGUCCAAACUCUCCUGACAUUUAUGAUCGUCCUGGACUCCCACAUCCCCAUCCACUCUUUCAUCCAUCAGCCCUUCACCAUCUCCGCCCACCACAUCAAACAGGUUCACCUCCCAAUCAAACUUCAACUGGUAACACAAACUCAAAUUCGAUUAAUAAACCUCGAAUUUGGUCUCUUGCUGAUAUGGCGAGCAAAGAAAAUAAAGACGAACCUUCGAAUCUUUCUACAAACUCUGGUAAUCCAUAUCACUCUUCACCUGGUAAAAUAAUAUCACCACUUGCUGCUCGCGGUCUUCAUCCGUUACAUCAUCCGUAUAUGAGGCCAGAAUUAUAUCGCAACUUUUAUCCAACAGCUGCACAUUUAGCUGGCAAUCCCCACGAAGCUGCAAUAUUUGAGUCUUAUCAACGAACAUUCGGUCCAUUACAUAAUGGAGUUCCACUGAGUUCAGUUCUGUCAAAAGGUCCACCGUUUGGACCUUUAAGUCUUACAACGUCUCCAUCACAUAACACCCCAACAAUACCACCACCAAGAGCCUCUCCAGCAAGCAGCACAUCAUCGACACAUGAAAAUAUUUCACCCGAGAAGUCUUUACCUCCAUCAACAAAUCCAGUGACACCGAUAGCAAUCAAUGUAACGAAGCCAUGACACUAAAAUCAUAUCCAUCAAGUUCAAUAAGGUGACGACACAAAUACUUUUCGGUUUUUCUUAAAACUUCAAUCAAUGGGACAAUAAAUGAGAUAAUGAUGAAGAAUGUGAUUAUACUUACUUACAUACUUUCAACAAUUUCAUUCUUUUUCUUUGAUUUUCAAUAUUUUGUUCACCUUCAUUUGAUGAAAAUCAAUGAAAAUAAUUCAUAAACUUUAUGAAUAAAUAGUUAAUGACACCAGAAA